Molecule: messenger RNA, 852 nt
Organism: Armigeres subalbatus
Lineage: Eukaryota; Metazoa; Arthropoda; Insecta; Diptera; Culicidae
Exons: 4
Coding region: 175-852 (225 amino acids)
Source: RefSeq, a predicted model, not a curated record
UGGUAAUCCGUGAUUCGUGCACUUAAAUGUAAGUAGUUUUAAGUAAAUAUUGUAAAGAAUUAUGUUAAUAAAUUGAUCAAUAUACAGCAUUGAAGCUGCUCAACAGAAGCUGCUGUUUGACUAUUGUUUGCAGUUCUCGUGAAGCCAGGAUUGUUCGAGACAAAAUAGUGGAGAAUGCCGUCGAAGACUGCAGCAGACUGUGGAACUAUUCUUACGUACGAAUGGGAGAGAAAAACACCAACACACGACAAAACGGCAGUUCGAAUAAAAACAAAUAUGAUGCAGACAACGAAUUUGCAAGUGAAAAGUGCAACGUAUUUUGAUAUUUUCUUCAUACGCGUGGUGAUUUCGAUCAAUUUAAUACUUCUUUCAAUAAACAGACUAAGGACGACUAAAAAAUCCGCUAUUCGUUUAUAUGCAUAUAAGUUAAAUUGUUGUGCAAUGCGGAAAAGCACGCCUUUCCGGAGGAAAUUUACAGCGCUCGACAUUGAUCUUUGCCAUUUUGUUUGCUUGGUUGCCCCUGUCAACCGGAAUGUAAAAAAACCUCUUUCAUCGAACCAAACCAAACCAAUUCCGAAACUCGCACAAUGCCUCUUCCUUGGCCGCCCAGCCACACCGUUUAUCAAACGCGUCAGAAGCGAGUACCAAAUUAAGUCUCGCUGCCCCCUUCGGCGGUCUCAAGUAAUGAAGAUUCGGGCUGACGCAAUUUAUCUCAGGCACGUAGUAAAUGAUUCUAUCUCUACGGCAAAGUCUGCUUCAAACGGACCAACGCCGGUCUCCAUUUCAGUGAUUUUUCUUCACUGCGACGUUUCUUUGAAUUUGCCGGAUAUGCGAGAGCCAGUCAAGAAUUGA